AUGUCAUUUGAAUUGGUGGCCGUUGAGGGUAUGAAAAGGAGGGAUAUUUUUGCCUUGAGUUCCAAUUCAAGUUUAUGUUCAAACGAGCGACAGAACAAUGAGCAUGCAGUGCCAUACACCAGCAACGCCUCAUCUCCUCCCAAUUUAUCUUCAAAUCAAAUCUUUUUUGGUGAAAAAGAAAAAGAAAAAGAAAAAACGAAAGUAAAAAAGAAUAGAAAAAAUAGUUUUGAUCAAAUUGAUUUUAAUACUAGUUAUAAUCAAAAUAAUAAUAAUCAAAAUAAUAAUAAUAAUAGAAAUAAUAAUAAUAUAAUAAGAUAUCAAGAUAAAAAUGAUAAACAUUAUGAUCAAGUAUUGGAUUUUACAGAAAAGAGGUUUGCCUAUGCAUUUUAUAUAACACAGGAACCAUAUUUAUGUUGUGCGUCAAUUACAGCGCACAGACUUAGACAAUGGACAGAUUAUGAUAUUGUAUUGAUCAUUACCGAAAGUUAUAGUCCAAACCCUACAAUGAUGGAACGUCUCAACGAUAUUCCCAACUUGGUCAUUAAAAUAGUCCCCAAUAUCCAAGCUCAACACGAUGACCAAGACCAUUACUUUUGGGAGUCACUCAACAAAUUCCAUGUUUUCAAGCUGGAAGAAUACGAUCGAAUCAUCUUUCUCGAUGCCGAUACCUUUGUCAUGAAGAAUCUAGAUCAUCUAUUUGCAUUACCAGAUGUCACGCUGGCAGCACCAAUGGCUUAUUGGCUAGGUACUCGUCCAUUCCUCACCAAUAUUCUGAUGGUCCUCAAACCAAGUGUCCAAACAUUUGACAAGAUUGUCAAUGCUUCCAUGAAUCAUCCAGGUUGGGAUAUGGAUGUAAUCAACGAUCUCUAUGUUACCAGUGACGAGUUUCUCUUGCUUCCAUCAAUCUAUGGAAUGUUAAAUGUUGAAUUUUCGACCUCGGAAAAACAUUAUUUUGGUGAUGACCUCGCCAAUACAUUUUACAACAAAACAUUCCUAUUUCAUUAUACAGGUUUCAAACCAUGGUUAGAUACAAGUGAAUGUUAUGAUGUAUCUGGUCAUGGUGAUCUAUAUGCUAAAACUUGGUUCAUUUGGGUUGAAGAAGCUUAUAAAUAUUGUAUUUAA
Molecule: messenger RNA, 1122 nt
Organism: Cavenderia fasciculata
Lineage: Eukaryota; Evosea; Eumycetozoa; Acytosteliales; Cavenderiaceae
Exons: 2
Coding region: 1-1122 (373 amino acids)
Molecular function (GO): glycosyltransferase activity
Source: RefSeq, a predicted model, not a curated record